Messenger RNA from Selaginella moellendorffii, 6517 nucleotides. Its product is annotated as brefeldin A-inhibited guanine nucleotide-exchange protein 2. Gene Ontology annotation, molecular function: guanyl-nucleotide exchange factor activity. The record is from RefSeq and is a predicted model, not a curated record. Gene Ontology annotation, cellular component: trans-Golgi network. NCBI's taxonomy places the organism in Eukaryota, Viridiplantae, Streptophyta, Lycopodiopsida, Selaginellales, Selaginellaceae. The coding region runs from base 145 to 5463 and encodes 1772 amino acids. Gene Ontology annotation, biological process: regulation of ARF protein signal transduction. The transcript is spliced from 12 exons.
CAGCAAUUGCAUAUUCCGUCUAAGUGGUAGGCGGGGGAGCGAUGGGAAGCUAGGGCGGAGCUGUGUGAUGGCGCGCCACAGAUCUACCAGAUCCUCCAUGUAAGCGAUGGCUAGGGUUUAGAUCGCAGGGGAUUUCUAUCAGCCAUGGGGGAAGCUGCGGAUUCUGAGGCGACGGAUGCAGUGGCGGAGCCGCGGCUAGGGCUCCCCAAGCUCAUCGGCGCGGCGCUGGACCGGAUCGUCAAGAACACGUCGUGGCGUGGGCACGGCAAGCUCGUCCAGGAAUGCAAGGCCGCGCAGGAGCGCCUCAAUGCUCCCAGCGCCAAGGAGAAUGGCAAUUCCACUGCAGCUGCCGCCGCAGCUGCCGCCGCCGCCGCGGGAUUGGAAUCCUCCAAGUUCCACGCCAGGGCUUUCGAGAGCUUCCUCUUCGACGGGCCAGUGUGCUACAAUGCCAGCUCCGCCGAGCUCAUUCUACAGCCUCUCGUCACUGCCUGCGACAGCCAGUCGGCCAAGUUGGCAGAUCCAGCGCUGGAUUGCAUCCAGAAGCUCAUCGCUCACGGCCACUUGCGGGGAGAGGUGGAUGCCGAGAGUGGAUCUGAGUUUUUGGUGCUCGUCCAGAUGAUGGACAACGUCUGCAAGUGUCACGAGCUGGGUGACGAGCAGAUCGAGCUCCUGGUUCUCAAGACGCUGCUCACGGCUGUGACCUCGACCACUUUGCGAGUCCAUGGAGACUGCUUGCUCAAGGCCGUCCGGACGUGCUACAACGUUUUCCUCGGGAGCAAGGCACCAGUAAACCAGACCACGGCCAAGGCGUCGCUCACACAGAUGCUGGUGAUCGUGUUUAGGAGGAUGGAGGCGGAUUCGUCCACGGUGCCCGUCCAGCCCAUUGUUGUGACGGAUCUCAUGGAGCCAGCCGAGAGGUCUUCUUCCGACACCAACACAACGCAGUUUGUCCAGAGCUUUAUCACCAAGGUGGUGCAAGACAUCGAGGUGGCCUUGAGUCCCGCUACGUCGUUCAAGUCUCUGAAGCACGACGGUGCUUUCGAGUCCACGGCGGCCACGGAGAAUAGCGGGAGCUCUGAUUUUCUGGAGUCGACCGACAGGGACAUGCUCGACGCGAAGUACUGGGAAGUCAGCAUGUACAAGAACGCUCUCGAGGGGAAAAGGGGGGAGUUUGCGGACGCAGAUUUGGACAAGGACGGGGACUUGGACGUGCAAAUAACGAACAAGCUGAGGCGAGAUGCGUUCCUCGUGUUCCGGGCCCUUUGCAAACUUUCCAUGAAGGUUGCUCCUCAGGAAGCCAUGGAUAAUGUCUCGUUGCGUGGCAAGAUUUUAGCACUGGAGCUUCUGAAGCUGCUGCUGGAGAACGCUGGUGCGGUUUUCCGUACAAGCGACAGGUUUGUCGGCGCCAUACGGCAAUACCUCUGUUUGUCACUUCUGAGAAACAGUGGUAUACAGCUGAUGAAUAUUUUCCAACUAUCCUGCUCGAUCUUUAUGAGUCUGCUUUUGAGAUUCAGAGCAGGACUCAAGGCUGAAGUGGGUGUUUUUUUUCCGCCGAUCGUUCUUAGAGUGCUCGAGAACGUGGCUCAACCAAACUACCAGCAGAAGAUGAUAGUCAUUCGGUUCCUAGAUAAGCUUUGCGUGGACCCGCAAGUUCUCGUCGACCUGUUCGUUAACUAUGACUGCGACGUCGAUUCCCACAACAUUUUUGAAAGGCUGGUAAAUGGACUACUUAAAACUGCUCAAGGUGUACCUCCGGGCGUGGAGAGCAGUUUGACUCCUAUCCAAGAUGCCGCUAUGAAGCUUGCUGCAAUGAAAUCUCUUGUUGGCGUGCUACGAUCGAUGGGGGACUGGGCCAACAGGCAGCUUAGGUUGUCAGAUGCAGCCUACCUGAGAAGUUUGGAUCAAACUGACAGCACCAGUGAAUCUAAUUCCGUUGGUCACAAUGGUUUUGAGGAAAAUGGCGAUGGUGCUGAGUCUCGCGUCUCCGAAAUCUCUUCAGAAACGUCUGAAGUGGCAACUUUUGAGCAACGGCGUGCUUACAAGUUGGAGUUUCAGGAAGGCAUUUCCCUUUUCAAUCGGAAGCCUAGCAAAGGCAUUCAGUUCCUGAUUAAUGCCAAGAAGAUCGGCGAUUCGCCGAAGGAGAUAGCAGGAUUUUUAUUAAGUUCAACCGGCCUGGACAAGACUGUUAUCGGAGACUAUCUGGGAGAAAAUGACGAGCUGCCUCUAAAGGUUAUGCAUGCCUACGUUGACUCCUUCAAUUUCCAAGGAAUGGAGUUUGACGAGGCCAUCAGAAUCUUUUUGCAAGGAUUCAGACUUCCAGGAGAAGCACAAAAAAUUGAUCGUAUCAUGGAGAAGUUUGCAGAGCGAUACUGCAAAUGUAAUCCCAAGGCCUUUACCAGUGCGGAUACCGCCUACGUGCUUGCAUACUCUGUUAUUCUACUGAACACUGACGCACACAAUCCGAUGGUUAAAUCCAAAAUGACAAAAGCGGAGUUUAUGAAGAACAACCGGGGGAUUGACGAUGGAAAUGAUCUACCCGAGGAGUUUAUGAGUGCUUUAUACGAUCGUAUUGUUAAGUGCGAGAUAAAGAUGAAGGCCGACAGUCUUGUCCCAACAAACAAGCCUACAAACAGGAUACUCGGCAUCGAGAGUAUUUUGAACAUCGUUAUUCGUAGGCCCAAGGAAGACAGACUGCAGGAAACGAGCGAUGAUAUUAUAAAGAACAUGCAACAGCAGCUGAAAGAGAAGGCUGGCAAAUCGGGCUCUGUCUAUUACUCACCGUCUGAUGUGGAGAUCUUAAGGCCCAUGGUCGAAGUUACAUGGGCUCCAAUGCUUGCAGCCUUCAGUGUUCCACUGGAGAAGAGUGAAGACGAAGUUAUCACUUUUCAGUGUCUCGAGGGAUUUCGAUACGCAAUCCGCGUUACUUCUAUUAUGUCUAUGCGGACAGAGCGCGACGCAUUCGUGACUUCGCUAGCGAAAUUCACAUAUCUUCAUUCGCCCGCUGAUAUAAAACAGAAGAACAUAGACUCUAUUAAGGCGGUGAUAUCCAUUGCUGAUGAAGAUGGAAACUAUCUACAGGAAGCCUGGGAACACGUCCUGACGUGUGUUUCUCGCUUUGAGCAUCUCCAUCUUAUUGGUGAAGGCGCUCCUCCUGAUGCCACCUUUUUCGCCGCCCCGCAGUCCGACUCCGACAAAACAAUGCAGCUGAAAUCGCCUGUCCUUCCUGUGCUUAAGCGGAAAUGGCCUGGACGAAUGCAAUAUGCUGCUGCUGCCGCAAGAAGAGGAUCGUAUGAAAGUGCUGGAGUUGGAGGAAAUUCGGCUGGGUCUGUUACUGCUGAGCAGAUGAACAACUUGGUUUCGAAUCUCAACAUGCUGGAGCAGAUUGGCAGCUUCGAGAUGAACAAGAUAUUUACCCGCAGCGACCGAUUGAACGGCGAGGCAAUUGUGGAUUUUGUAAAAGCGCUUUGUAAAGUUUCGAUGGAGGAGCUACGAUCUCCAACUGAUCCUCGGGUAUUCAGCCUCACCAAAAUUGUUGAAAUAUCGCAUUUCAACAUGAACCGCAUCAGACUCGUUUGGUCGCGAAUCUGGAACGUUCUCUCCGACUACUUCGUCACGGUUGGGUGUUCUGACAACUUGUCCAUUGCAAUGUAUGCAAUGGAUUCAUUGCGUCAACUGGCAAUGAAGUUUCUGGAACGUGAAGAGCUGGCAAAUUACAACUUCCAGAACCAGUUCCUGAAACCUUUUGUUGUGGUUAUGCGGAAGAGUAAUUCUGUUGAAAUUCGGGAGCUGGUGAUUCGCUGCGUGUCGCAAAUGGUUUUUGCGCGCGUUAAAAACGUGAAGUCUGGCUGGAAGAUUAUGUUCAUGGUGUUUACCACGGCAGCUACAGACGAGCACAAGAGUAUGGUGCUUCUGGCUUUUGAGACUAUCGAAAAAAUUGUCCGGGAGUAUUUCUCGUUCAUCACGGAGACAGAGACGACAACGUUCACAGACUGUGUUAACUGUCUCAUCGCUUUCACAAAUAGCAGAUUCAACAACGACAUCAGCCUGAAUGCUAUUGCAUUUUUGAGGUUCUGUGCGCACAAGUUGGCGGAGGGCGAGCUUGGUGCAUACGUAAAGAAGGAAGAUCGCGUGGCAAAUGGUGAUAUGUCUGAACCGACUUUUACUGAUCGGGAUGAUGAUUUGCAUUUUUGGUUUCCCUUGCUAGCAGGCUUGUCGGAAUUGACAUUCGAUCCUCGGCCUGAAAUUCGCAAAAGUGCUUUGGAAGUGCUUUUCGAUAUAUUGCGGUCGCACGGACAUAUGUUCUCUCCAGCGCUCUGGGAGCGAGUCUUUGACUCGGUUCUACUUCCUCUCUUUGAUUAUGUCAGGCGAGCAAUCGAGCCCUUACAAGCAGCGGAAGAUGAUCACCCAGAGUUUGAAAUGGAUGCGUGGCUGUACGAGACUUGUACCCUGGCCCUGCAGCUUGUGGUGGACUUGUUCGUAAAGUUCUAUCCGGUGGUCGCCCAUCUGUUAGGGAGAAUACUGCUGCUACUUACGGGCUUUCUAAAGAGACCGCACCAGAGUUUGGCUGCAAUUGGAGUAGCCGCGUUCGUGAGGCUGAUGAGUCACACAGGGCAUUUAUUCACGGAUGAGAAGUGGGACGAAGUUCUUGCCGCACUGCAAGAGGCCGCCGAAGGCACUCUCCCAGAUAUGAGCAAAGUUAUGGAGUGCCUGGAAGAUAUCGAGCUUCAGAAAGCUAUUCAAGGAUAUAAAACAGAGAACGAUGCCAUGGCCGAGGAAAUGACUAGACUCCAAGCAGCACUCUCGGACUACAAGUGCAGAACUGCUGUCCAGCUUCUCUUAGUUCAGGCUGUUAACGAAUUGUUUACGAACCACGGCAGUCGCCUGGCAGCGUCUCACAGCAUGCUUCUCCUGGACACCCUUCACGUUGUGGCCGCGCAUGCACACAACGUUAACAGUGACAUCGCACUCCGAACGAAGCUGCAGCAAGUGAAGGUGGCAACGCAGCUGUCUGAUCCCCCACUACUGCGUCUGGAAAGCGAGUCAUACCACGCCUACCUCAACCUCUUGCAGACUCUAUCGGUCUUGAAGCCCGAGCUUGCAAAGGACGCGGAAGUGGAAGGUCGCCUGGUGGAACUGUGCGAGGAGGUGUUGCAAGUGUACCUCUGUACCGCAACCGGUGUUGCCGCUGCUUGGGACUCCGGCGACAAGAGUAGUGCUCAGCCUCUCUGGUCGAUUCCGCUCAGCUCGUCUAGGAGGCGUGAGCUGAGUGCCCGUGCUCCUCUCGUGGUUUCCACGCUUCAAGCUGUCGGCGGACUGAAGGAGUCAUCGUUUGAGAAGCACCUGCUCAGAUUUUUUCCGCUGCUGGCAACGCUGAUAGCUUGUGAGCACGGCUCGGAGGAAGUUCAAGUGGCAUUGAGCGACAUGUUUAGCUCCUGGAUCGGCCCGAUUCUUUUGCAAGCCUGAUGAUAUCUUUGGAGGCUAGAGCAUGAUAAAAGCUGGUAACUAGAAGUUUUAAACAGUGGAAGACGCAUGUUCUACUGAGCAUAAGCCAGGUCUGGGACAGCCCCGUGCCAUUGGCAUGGACAAGUUUUUGGCAGACCUGAAAGUUCUUGGGAUGAACUUGUCCACGUACAAGGUCCCUGCGAGAUGGUCGCAUUCGUGCUGGAGGAUUCGAGCCUGCCAGCCGGAAGCGUCCACUUUCAAUGGCCUGCCUUCGCGGUCCAGUCCGGUGACUUCCACGUCGAGGUGCCUCUCCACCAUCGCCCGGAAGCCAUGAACGCUGGCAGCAAAAGAGCUCGCAGGGAAGAAAGAUCAGCGGCAGAAAGUAAAGUUUGGACGAGAUCACCUGAGACAUCCUUCAAAGAACCUGGCAGUGGCACUGGUGGUGGGUCUGAGGAUGGGAUUGAUGAUCACCUGGGCAGAUAUAUGAGCUCCCGAAGAAAAGGAAAGGAUUGGACUGGAACUUACCAGGAGCUCGAAUGGCUUUCGCUGCUGGGAAAGAGCCUCGUCGCGGGAAACGUAGCUGAUAUACUCGGCGGUGUCCUCGAGCACAAUUAUCUGGAAGAGAAGAAGGGAAGGCAUGGCAACCUGGAGCUAUCGGCCUACCUGGAGAGGAACUCCGAUCUGGGGAGCGGCCAGACCCACGGCCGGUGCCUCCCGCAUUGCAUCAAUCAAGCCUUGGAUGGUGUUCUGGACGGUGUCGCUGCUCACCUCGGAGUGUAGCACCUCUCGCGCGGCCUCAUGCAAGACAGGGUCCCCGGCCUGGACGAUUUCGAGCUUGGGCGCCUUGCUCUUGAAUCCAAACAGGCUCCGACACUGGAAUCUCCUUCUCACCUCGGCUCUCCUCACGCAGUGGUGGACGCGCAGUGGUGGUCUGAGAGUUGGCAGUGGUGUGGCUGGACUCCAGGCAAGCGCCAUUUCUUUUAUCUUCUUUGCUUUGCUACAUUGUUGACUAGUGGAAUUUAACUCUUGUUGUUAAUCUAUACAAUCUAUCAUAAUAUCUAUUAAAGAGUAUUUA